AUGCAUCUUCUCAAAAUCUUCGAUUAUUCCACGCUCCUGGCGGUGGCCAGCUUGGCCCAUCCAGCCUUGGGAGCUACUUCAUCUUCCAAGGCAGCCCCUCCCGAACCCGAAGCCUGGGACAAAGCAUUGAGCAAGGCCCGCAGUUUUAUUUCUAAACUCACCACUGAUGAGAAGAUUGGACUUGUAACGGGAGGUUACACUCAGCCGUCUUUGCCCUGUGUUGGCGCUGUUGGGGGUAUUGAACGGUUGGAGUUCGAUGGACUUUGCUUCUCCGAUGGCCCGGCUGGCUACUCCCGAUCGGAUGGCGUCAGCGUGUUUGCGUCUGGAAUCACAGUUGCUGCAACCUGGGAUAGGGAUCUCAUGUACAAGCGUGGCGUCACCCUCGGUGAAGAGUUUAGGGCGAAGGGCGCACACGUCCAUCUUGGGCUUUCCUCAGGACCUCUGGGACGCCACGCCCUUGGCGGACGUAACUGGGAGAGCUUCAGGCCCGACCCCUAUCUGGCGGGCGUUGCAAUGAGCUCUUCAGUGCUGGGCAUUCAGUCCGUCGGCGUUCAAGCAUGUUCCAAGCACUUCAUAGGCAACGAGCAGGAAACACAACGAACCUCAAGCACUCAAGGCGAGGAUACAAUCGACGCCGUUUCUUCCAACAUUGACGAUCGCACCCUUCAUGAGCUCUACCUUUGGCCCUUUGCCGAUGCCGUCAAGGCUGGGACGGCAAGCAUCAUGUGCUCUUACAACCGGGUCAACGGCAACUAUUCUUGUGCCAAUUCUAAGCUGAUGGCUAUUCUCAAAGAAGAGCUCGCGUUCCCCGGUUACGUCGUGUCAGACUGGUACGCGACACAUGGAACAGCCAGCCACGCCAAUGCCGGCCUCGAUAUGGAGAUGCCAGGAAACGUCAGUGUCGUGGCUGGCCCUUCUUACUUCGGCGACUUGCUCCUGAGCGCCGUUAAGGAUGGUCAAGUACCAGAAUCUCGCCUUGACGACAUGGCCGAGCGAGUCCUGACCCCAUACUUCCUACUGGGCCAAGACAACAACUACCCUACCGUGGAUCCCGCCAGUGGAGCUUCCUUCUCUAUGUAUCAGUACGGACACAAAUCUCAACUUCUCCUCAACUAUGCACAAGUCCCAGCUCGCGAUGUUCGUGGCAACCACGCCAAGCUGAUUCGGAAACUUGGUGCCGCUGGGACAGUCUUGUUGAAGAACGUGAACGGCACCCUCCCUUUGACGAACCAAAAGGAAAUCGGCGUAUUUGGAAACGAUGCUUCCUACCCAACAACUGGGUCCGUGUACCUUGAUUACGGCCAGAACCCUGAAGGUUUCGAGAUGGGAACAGUCGACAUUGGCGGCGGUUCAGGUACUGUCAGACAUACGAAUCUGGUCACGCCACUGGACGCAGUUAGAAAGCACGUCGAGAAGAUGAACGGUCGCGUCCAAGUCCUCCUGGACAACGAUGAGCUUGUAGAUGAACGUUUCAGAACCAUCUAUCCCGUACCGGAUGUUUGCCUUCUUUUCUUGAAGGCGUACGCGUCGGAAGGCCAAGACAGACGGUCCAUUGAUCUUGCAUGGAACGCGAACAAAGCUGUGGAAAACACGGCGGCAGUUUGUCCCAACACUGUGGUUGUCGUGCAUGGGCCUGGAGUGGUCACGAUGCCCUGGGCGGAUAACGAGAACGUCACAGCCAUCCUAUCGGCGCAUUACCCCGGCGAGGGAACGGGAAACUCAAUCGUCGAUGUUCUCUGGGGCCUUGCUGAGCCGUCUGGCCGUCUUCCUUACACGGCCCCAAAGAAACUUGCCGACUAUGGGAAACCUAUCGUCAACCUCAGUCAACCAGUGACGGACCCUAAUGCCUGGCAAUCAGACUUUGACGAGGGACAGUUGAUUGACUACCGACAUUUCGACGCGAACGACAUUGACCCUCUCUUUGAAUUUGGGUUCGGCCUUUCCUACACCCAGUUCAAUAUGUCGAGCCGUCUCACUGUCAAAGCCAACUCCGGACUUAGCUCUCAUGCCGACAAGUCCAAGGGAGUCGCUCCUGGUGGCUUAAAGGCCCUUUGGACGCCUGUGGCUAAGGUGACCGUUGAGAUCACCAAUGUGGGAGACUCGGCGGGCACUGCUGUGCCUCAGCUUUAUGUCUCCUUGCCCACGAGCAAGACUCCGAAGGGCAACCCGGUGAGGUCGCUCAGGGGCUUUGAAAAGGUUUAUCUCAAACCCGGUAAGACUCAAAAGGUAACAUUUGAAUUAAAGAGGAGAGACUUGAGUUUCUGGGACGAGGAAGGGAAGCAAUGGGUGAUCCCAGAGGGCACUUUUACCUUUGCAGCUGGCUUUAGUUCUAGGGACCUCAGGGCUAAAGCCGAGACCUCUGUCUUCUGA
This is a messenger RNA of Fusarium keratoplasticum, 2370 nucleotides long. Its product is annotated as Fn3-like domain-containing protein. Gene Ontology annotation, biological process: glucan catabolic process. The transcript is spliced from 2 exons. The coding region runs from base 1 to 2370 and encodes 789 amino acids. Lineage: Eukaryota; Fungi; Ascomycota; Sordariomycetes; Hypocreales; Nectriaceae. The record is from RefSeq and is a predicted model, not a curated record. Gene Ontology annotation, molecular function: beta-glucosidase activity.